CCGCUGGCAGGAGAGGGGAUGCUAUUUUAGGCAGUGUGUCUGGACUUGGCCCAAGUGGCACGGGCCAAACCCCUGCCCCACUGACCUCUCCCCUGGAGGAGCAGAGCAAAGCAGCGCGUGGGGCCACCCCAAGGGGGGCCGAGAGGCGGGCUCUAGGCUAGGGACACAGGGACAGUGGCGUCCCAGCCGGUGGUGCAGCCAGAGCCCGGGCCAGUCAUGGAAGAACAAGACCAAGACCUCCUGUAACUCAGAAGCCGCCAGGGUGGAUGCUGAGGAACAUAAGGCCUUUCAGUAGACAUCUAAAAAUCUCAAAGACGGAACAUGGCUCAAAGAGAUAAGAAGAGGCGCUCCAAGAUGGUCUCAUCGCCCACGGUAAUCACAAGGAUGCAAGCAAUCAUGCAGAAGGAGAUGGUGCGAGAGUUCCUGGCCGAGUUCAUGAGCACGUAUGUCAUGAUGGUGUUUGGCCUCGGCUCCGUGGCCCAUAUGGUUCUAGGAGGUAAAUUUGGGAGCUUCCUCGGUGUCAACUUGGGUUUUGGCUUCGGAGUCACCAUGGGAGUGCACAUGGCAGGGAACAUCUCUGGGGCCCACAUGAAUGCAGCCUUGACCUUCACCAACUGUGCACUAGGCCGCAUGUCAUGGAAGAAGUUUCCUGUGUACAUCCUGGGUCAGUUUCUGGGUUCCUUCCUGGCUGCUGCCACCAUCUACUGCCUCUUCUACUCAGCCAUUAUCGAAUUUUCGGGCGGACGUCUGACAGUGACUGGCCCCAUAGCCACCGCUAGCAUUUUUGCCACCUACCUUCCUGACCACUCAACGCUGUGGAGGGGCUUCCUGGAUGAGGUGCUGGUGACAGGGUUGCUCCAGCUAUGUCUCUUCGCCAUCACGGACAAGGAGAACAACCCAGCACUGCAAGGGACGCAGGCCCUGGUGAUUGGCAUCCUCGUUGUUGUCAUUGGCAUAUCCCUGGGCAUGAAUACAGGAUAUGCCAUGAACCCAUCCCGGGACCUGCCCCCGCGCUUCUUCACUUACAUUGCUGGCUGGGGUAUACAGGUCUUCAGGGCCCGGGACUGGUGGUGGGUGCCGGUGGUGGCACCGUUCCUAGGUGCCUACUUAGGUGGCAUCAUCUACUUGGUCUUCAUUGGCUCCACCAUCACACGGAGGCCGCACAUAUUGGAGGACUCCAUGAUGUCUGAAGACCACAGAAUACCUGUGUUGCCCAACACCAUGCCAAACCCAGCCAUGACGUCUCCCCUCACCCCUGUUUCUGUGUCUCCCACAGUCCAAACUGUCCCCCCAUUAAGUGACCCCAUCCUCCUAGAGCAAUUCUAAGAAAGAUUAUUUGUGACCCUAUCCCCCCACUCCAAUAAAGAAAGCCUUGUCCAACACAGUGGCACCCCCACUUCCUGGGUGCCUCCUGUGGUUGGGCUUCCCUAC
Messenger RNA from Lontra canadensis (Northern American river otter), 1431 nucleotides. RefSeq names its product aquaporin 7 (gene AQP7). The coding region runs from base 322 to 1326 and encodes 334 amino acids. Gene Ontology annotation, cellular component: basolateral plasma membrane; plasma membrane. Gene Ontology annotation, biological process: glycerol transmembrane transport; water transport. The transcript is spliced from 8 exons. The record is from RefSeq and is a predicted model, not a curated record. Lineage: Eukaryota; Metazoa; Chordata; Mammalia; Carnivora; Mustelidae. Gene Ontology annotation, molecular function: water channel activity; urea transmembrane transporter activity; glycerol channel activity.